Molecule: messenger RNA, 7637 nt
Organism: Sphaeramia orbicularis (orbiculate cardinalfish)
Lineage: Eukaryota; Metazoa; Chordata; Actinopteri; Kurtiformes; Apogonidae
Gene: kctd3
Product: potassium channel tetramerization domain containing 3
Exons: 19
Coding region: 366-2969 (867 amino acids)
Biological process (GO): protein homooligomerization
Molecular function (GO): protein binding
Source: RefSeq, a predicted model, not a curated record
CUCGUUUGUAGACUGUCUCCACAGCUGUUUCGGGUUGCUAAAAUCCUGCGCAAGAUGUUAUCCACGAUUUACAUGCACGACAAUGAUGCAAACGGGCUCGCUGGCAAAUAAAGGAAUUCUUGUGUGGUUGCGUUUUGGAUAAAAAGACCGCUGUCUGUCGUUGCCCACUAUGCGGAGGCUCAGCGACACCGAGGGCCUGUGCGUGGAUCGUCUCUAACAGAUAUUUUAUGGAAGCAGAGGCGGCGGAGAGGCUGAGGCUGGGGAGUCUGGACAUCAGCUGAGACGUUAGCAAGCUAGCAUUCGUGACAGAAACCGUUAUAACCAAACGGUGACUUUUCCUUACAACUCCCCUUUAGUCUGACAUCAUGGCCACGAAUGGGAACAGUUUAACGACCGGGAUGGGAGAGAUCAUCCAGCUGAACGUCGGUGGCACAAGAUUCAGCACUUCCAGACAGACUUUGAUGUGGAUCCCAGACUCUUUCUUCUCAAGCUUGCUAAGUGGAAGGAUAUCCACUCUUCGGGAUGAAACUGGAGCUAUAUUUAUUGACAGAGACCCUACAGCUUUUGCGCCAAUUCUCAAUUUCCUUCGAACCAAAGAACUGGAUUUGCGGGGUGUCAACAUCAGCAUUCUGCGACAUGAAGCAGAGUUUUAUGGGAUAACUCCCUUGGUACGCCGCUUGCUGCUGUGUGAGGAACUGGACCGCUCAUCUUGUGGCAGCGUUCUCUUUCAUGGUUACCUGCCGCCCCCAGCCAUUCCAGCUCGUAAGUGCAGCCCUUCAUCAGCAGCCUCGGGCUCCACCUCCGAUGAGCGACCAGGUCCAAGUGGAGCUGAGGGUUUCAGCCGUGUCGGUCCCCCUCCUCACCCUUCUCUCUCUGGCUCGCCCGGAACUGACGAUGACCACAAACUGGGUCCUGUGGUUGACCCAAGGAAAGUAUUGAUCAUAGCGGGACACCACAACUGGAUCGUGGCAGCUUACGCACACUUUGUCAUCUGCUACAGGAUAAAAGAAUCUUCUGGAUGGCAGCAGGUGUUUUCUUCUCCAUACCUUAACUGGACCAUUGAACGCAUCGCACUGAAUGCUAAAGUGGUGGGUGGCCCACAUGGAGACAAAGACAAGAUGGUGGCAGCUGCCUCUGAAAGCAGCAUCAUCCUCUGGAGCAUCCAAGACGGAGGCAGCGGCAAUGAGAUAGGUGUAUUCAGUCUAGGCGUACCUGUGGAUGAUCUCUUCUUCAUCGGGAGCCAGCUGGUGGCAACAAGUCACACAGGGAAGGUGGGGGUGUGGAAUGCUGUCACACAGCAUUGGCAGGUUCAAGACGUGGUCCCCAUCACUAGCUGUGACACAGCAGGAUCCUUCCUACUAUUGGGCUGUAACAAUGGCUCUAUUUACUACAUAGACAUGCAGAAGUUUCCCCUGAGGAUGAAAGACAAUGAUCUUUUGGUGACAGAGCUUUAUCAUGACCCAUCAAACGAUGCCAUCACUGCACUAUCUGUCUACCUCACACCGAAAACCAGUGUGAGUGGGAACUGGAUUGAGAUUGCCUAUGGGACUAGUAGUGGUGCAGUGAGAGUAAUUGUGCAACAUCCAGAGACAGUUGGGUCGGGCCCUCAGCUGUUUCAGACGUUCACUGUGCACAGGAGCCCAGUGACAAAGAUUAUGCUGUCUGAGAAACAUCUGGUGUCAGUGUGUGCCGACAACAAUCAUGUUCGGACGUGGACGGUGACCCGCUUCAGAGGGAUGAUCUCCACCCAGCCAGGCUCCACUCCUCUGGCCUCCUUCAAAAUACUGUCCCUGGAGGAGACAGAGAGCCAUGGCAGCUACUGUUCUGGAAAUGACAUAGGUCCAUUUGGAGAGAGAGACGACCAGCAAGUUUUCAUUCAGAAGGUGAUCCCCAUCACCAACAAACUGUUUGUAAGACUCUCAUCUACUGGAAAAAGGAUCUGUGAAGUACAAUCAGUGGACGGCACCACCAUCACUUGCUUUAUGGUACGGGAGUGUGAGGGUUCCAGCCGGAUGGGGUCACGGCCUCGGCGUUAUCUGUUCACCGGCCACGGCAACGGCAGCAUUCAGAUGUGGGACUUGACCACCGCCAUGGACACGGCGAACAAAGGAGAGGAGAAGAAGAAAGAGGAUGUUGGUGGACCUACUGAGGAGGAGCUACUUCAGCUGUUGGAUCAGUGCGACUUGAGCACCUCUCGCUGUGCCACCCCUAACAUAAGCCCCGCCCCCUCUGUGCUGCACCACACGCGCCUACGAGAGUCCUGCUCCAGCCUCCAGUUACAGGCACAGGAGGCCAUUCCAGAGGCUCAGGCUACUUAUGGAGCUGUGCGGCCCUACAGAGAGAGUCCACUGCUGGCCCGGGCUCGGAGAACUGAGUCCUUUCACAGCUACCGAGACUUUCAGAACUUCAGCCUGAGCCGAGGUGCUCUUGAUGGUGCGAGCCAGUCGUUCACCCAGGGUCCUGGUCAGGUGCACGAUGGCCGCCGUUCUCUCUGUGACUUUGGUCCAGAAGACAGUGAGAGGCGGGCCUCAACCAUGGACAUCUGGGCUUGUCGAACCUCCAGUGCAAGUUCUAACAUAAACACAGGUGCUUCCGUUGGAGGUUCAGGGAUGAAGGCAGAAAGUGGUCAAGAAUCUCCACGGCAACCGCCAGAUAGCCCUAUUGUUGGAGGUGAUGUUAGACGAAAAGUGCACCUGCAGCCAGAGGAGGGUGAGGGUGCAGCAUCGGGGGGAGAUGGGGGGAAGACUGAGGGAGGGGUGAAGAAGAGGGGGGUGCUAGAUGGAAGCUUUCUUGGGAGGAAGAGGGCCCCCCCAGUGCCUCACCUCUCCUCCGUCCCAUCUGGAUCUGAAGGAGGUGGCAGCGACUCGUCAGCCACUGCCUCCCCCUCCCCAACCAAACUGGGCUCCUCCACAUCCCCGCGACACAGGAAGCUGGCCCCUGAGCCGUCCAAUCAGGACAGCAGCCUGUGACGGUGGGGUGAGCCCGUCCAGUUUUCUUGCAGAUGCGUCCUGUGCUGUAGUUGUGUGUAGGACAUAACAAGGCCGGGCUACACAGUGGAAAAAGUGUAAGAGAUAAAUGCAGGAAACUCUAAUUUACACUUAUCUGCUUUUAGUUCAUUCUCUGUCGCCCUGAGCUGUGUUUUUAGAGCUGUGGUUUAGGAUGGAAGCGACUAAAGGACCUAUUUCAUUUCACAUAGUAAGCCCCGUAAUGAUUUAACUAGUCUGUGUCUCAGGAUCAAAUUAUUUUUACUCCGUUUCCUUGAUUAUAACAACUUUUAGUUAACCUGCACGCUUUCAUUAAUUUGUGUUUUUUACUUUCGACUACAGAACUGACAUAAUGAAGCAGUUGUAACAUCCCAGCACUAACAAGAUGCCAUCUCAAUCAGAGCAGGAAUGCACUUUUUUUUUUCUCUUUUUUAGCCUUUAUCACACUUUAUCACAAAUCUGCUGGGUUCAGCUGGAGCUGCUGCUGUCUCAGCUGUCUACUGGUGUUUGCUUUAGGUUGUCUCAGACUGUUGGUGAUGGUAGUGCUUUGAGGCAUAUGUUUGAUAACAGAUGUUGAGUCUACAUCUUGAGGAACAGGAACAGACAUCAGUCUGUUUGGCAAGGUUGUGUAUAGCUGGGCCACAUAACUGCAGAUUAAACUGAUCGGCAGCUACUUGAACCCAAGCACACAUUUGUACUUUGCUGCAGUCAGAGAUACAGUACAGGUUUGUGUUAAACCAACAACACUAUAAAACCUUUAGCAACCUGUUUAUUCCACAGCUCCAUCAUGAUGUAAAACCUCUGGGUUUGACUGCACUGUGACAGCUAUGCAACAGUGAAUUUAAGAAGAACAACUGCUAUGCUAACUCGUUUCCACAUGAAGGAUUCAGGGUUCCUACAUUGGGGCAUUUGGCUUAAAUGAAUCCUUGUGUGAAUAUAAUCCCACUUGUUAGUGCAACUGUCUAAGAUUUAAUUUCAGUGAAUGGUCAGUUGCAUUUCUUCAGUCAUUCCAAAUCUAAUGGUAGCAACAUGUGAGACAGUGUAUUUGGAAAUGCAGUUUACAAUAUUGUUAAUGUGAAUUGAAAACAUGGCACUGUGUUGGAUUUCUUCAAUUUCAUAGGUUCACACUUUUCCACCAAGAUGACACACAUUAAUUCAUCUCCUACAUAUUUUUGCUGCUCCUUGUGUAAGAAAAAGCUCUUUAUUUUAUCAAAAAACACAUAUUUCUCUUCUGAUUAAAUUUAGCGCUUUUCUCUAUAUGAAUAUGUAUUUUCAGGCAUUUUGUGCCUUUUUCCAGUAGCAGAUAGUAGUGAAGAGUCCGAUACCAGUGGCAGAGAGGGGAAUGACUUGCAACAAAUGUCAUGACUGGGAAUCCAACUGGAGACACUGUGAUUCAUGGUAGGCGCCCUUAAACACUCAACCACAGGCCUCCCCGAGUUAACCUGAUUUUCCAGGAGCAGUGCCUGUGAUUAUUUAUUUCAGUGUUUUGGUUUUUUUUUUGUUUUUUCUACAGUAUCAUAAUAUAACUCUAAACUCAGUACAAUUACCAACACUACAUCACUUUAGUCCAGAUUUGACUGUGUCUUGUGUUGUCUUUUGGAUGACUUUGGACGUUGCAGUGCCUUAUUUAAUAUCUUUGACAGUUUUCAGCCUGUAUGUUGUGUGUUUUAAGGAAAAGGAAUCUGACCAAAGGCUUGUGAAUUCUGAGCUCUGUCCAGAGCCUCAUUAUGGACCUGUCCUCUCUGGUUUUACUUGCAAUCGUCUUAUGAUAGCCUAUAUUUAGACAAAUUAGAUUUCAGGACUGUGGCAGAUCAUUGAUGAGGUAUCACUUGAAUUGAAAAGCAUUAGAUGUUACAGUGUCUGCUGGAAGUGGUAACUGAAAUAACUGGAGCAUGUCCUUCCUCCUUGCUAGCAUGUUUGUUUUAUUUUGAGGCAAAUCUAUCAAAGAUUAUAUACUAUGAAGGAAAAUAAGCAUCUUACCUUUAUAAUAAUAGUUGUGAAGGCUUGAAAAGGACAGUAAAAUGGCAUCAGCCUUAUUGAACAUAGUCAUUUUCUGCUUCUUCACCGAUCCUGUGCGAUUGGGGCCAGCACUGGACCUAUGGUACGCUAGUAUUUUAGAAAGCAAAUACUAUAAAAAAUGGGUAAAAUAAAAGGGUAAAUACAUCUCAAUAUGCUGUUCUGCAAUGGCAAUUCUAAUUGCUAAAUCCCAGCAUCUAUACAACAUUUUAAGUUGUUUAUAGCACAUUGUUUCACUAUGUGGUCCCUGCCUGUACAAAGAUGCACAUUUUUCUACAUGAAUUAACAGUAUGGAAAAUAGACAUGCACAUUCAAAACAAUAUCCUAUCAUGGAUGCAUUGAUGUAUGUGAUGUUCUGUUGUUACUUAAACUGUUGUUCAAUAUAUAAGGCUUAUAUUCGUAUUUAACUGCAUUUGCACUAGCACUAUUAAGACUAGUAUCAAAGUACCUUGCUGUUGUUUAUUUUAUAUAAAAAAAUAUAAAUUUUAAAAUGUAUUUAUGCACAUAACUGUCUGUCCAUGUCAUGCACAUCUGUGUUUAUCUGUCAUCUCGCAGUUUCUCUCUGGCUAUGUUUACAUUAUAUUUCAGCCAGAUUCUAGUGAGCUAAAAGAAAAGCAUAUCUAUUGUUCUAACUGCCCUGUAUAUCAUUUUACAUUGUCUAUGUUAGAAGUGAUGCUUUAUAGUUUAAUACUAUUACAUACAUUGAAUUACUUACUCGGUGAUUGUUCAACUGUGUGGACAAAAAGCUCUGAACUGGAUAUUUUUUAGCUGAAAAAUUACGGUGAAAUGAAUUGAAUAGCUCCUCAUCUAUAAUAUUAAAUAAUCAUGUAUGAGAAUUAUGCUCUUUACAAAAUAUGCUUCAAUGCUUUAUUAACCCUUAAUGACCUAAACAAUCACUGGCGACCACAAUCAUCUACUGAUCUAAAAUGUUCAUAACCUUUCAAUCGCUAAUCCUAUCAAUACAUUUAUAUAAUUCGGGUAAAAUGCAGUUUCUCACUUUUCAGUGGCAUUUGAAAUGACCCAUUUGAAUGUUCAGAGAUUCCGUAAUGAACGUGGAAACAUCGCCAUCUUCUGCAACAUUGAUUCACCAGAAAAACAAAUAGUAGUCGGACAAAUGACAGCGGUUGUAGAUACUUGUUUUUAUGUUCAGUUAGUAAUAUAUGUAGAUGAAAAAGUCACAUUUUUUCUGUUUUGAUGUAAUAAAUUUUGAAUUUAGUUUGAGCUUUAAUACAUAUCUACAUAAUCAGUAAAUUGAAUGUAGGAAAAUACCUGAUUUUCACCGAAAAAUGCAAAAUGCUGAAUAUUAUAAUAAAUAACGAUAAAUCACUUAAAUGUAGAGAAAAAAAAUUAUAAUUAGGAGGUUGCCACAAACAUAUUUCGAGGUCUUUAAGGGUUAAUAUAAAGUUGAACUGAUUGGUUGCUCCACUUUCAUUAACUUCACUUAAGGUUUCAGAAAUGGGUUUGGGAUCUGAGAUAUUUCACCAUAAAUAUCCAGAAUGACGAGCUGAAUUGAAACAAAUGAUUUCUUUUACCUUUUUUCUUUGUCAACAAAACUAGACUCAAUAAGGAAGAAGAAAAUAAUUGAUUGCGAGGCUGCCAGUCAUUGCUGAGUUAUUAUUGCAUGGUUUGUGUGGACAACUUGCCAAAGUGCACGGUUUUUGUUUUGUUUGAGUGUCACAGCGGUGUGUGUAUGUGUCUCCCCAGCGCUUUCAUUUCACUAACCUUCCUGUUCAGACAGUCUGCUCUCUGAGACGGCGUCUGUCGUCAUUGUGAUUUAUGAGUUUAAUAAAACUCUGUGUGUGUUUGUGUGUGUGUGUAGCUCAGGGCCAUACUGUCCCUUACAAUCACUCCAUGAGCUCCCUUUUCACAACCUCUCCCUCCCUCUGUGGCUGACAUUAGCUGUGAAUGUGGCUGUGAAUGUUUUAGAAGUGCCCUUGUCAGACUGGUGUCCUUGAGCGAGGGCACUGUUGUUACUGCCAGUUUGUUAAUUUCUAACUCGCCUUGAUGUCCCCUUAAGGGACGCAGGAGCAAAACCAAAUUACUGCUGCAUAGUUUUGAUGGAGAUACUGGCCCUCUGUGUGAAUGUGCCAGUGUGUGUGAUAACAAAAUCUUGGUGCAGCUGAUUACACAUCUGUGUUUUACUAACUCAGCAGAAGACGAUUCCUAAAAUGACUCAGACUGCUGUAACUGGUCUGAGUUUUUGUCAGGAAGAAAGUUUAAGAGGCUUUAUUUUUAGGCUUGGGCCACAUAUUUACAUGUAAUAUUAUGGUUUAACUAUAUUGCGUUCCAUUUUAAAGUAAUCAAAACAUCUAUUUUUGUCCUGCUAGUCACACUGUGCACACACACACACACACACACAAAUCCUUCAAUGUGCAAACCAUUUUCCUUUGAUAAUUCUAAUCGUAUAGACUAAACUGAGGCGCAACUUGACCGCCUUAACUAAAUAAAUACUCAUGUAUUACUAUACGAAUGCACAUGUCCUCCUUUGUCAUUGUAAUGCUUUUUUGUCCUCUCACAUUGGUUUGAUGUUCAUGGUUGAAACAUGAAACUGGUACAUUUGUGUGUUUAUUUUAAGCUGCUGCUGUUAAGCACUGACAUCUCCUCUGUUUGCGAUGGAGUAAAACAAUAUUUACCUGA